Canis lupus familiaris (dog) is the source of this 2127-nucleotide messenger RNA. RefSeq names its product growth factor receptor bound protein 10 (gene GRB10). Gene Ontology annotation, molecular function: insulin receptor binding. The coding region runs from base 256 to 2016 and encodes 586 amino acids. Lineage: Eukaryota; Metazoa; Chordata; Mammalia; Carnivora; Canidae. The transcript is spliced from 18 exons. Gene Ontology annotation, biological process: negative regulation of insulin receptor signaling pathway; insulin receptor signaling pathway; negative regulation of Wnt signaling pathway. The record is from RefSeq and is a predicted model, not a curated record.
CCCCCGCCCCCGCCCCCGCCGAGGGUCCCGGGGCUCGCAGGCGGCCGGGGCGGCGCCGCGGCAGCUUUGGAGCCGAGCACCAUGCUGAGCCGGAGCCGGGAGCCGAGGGGAGCGGGGGCCCCGUGACCGUGACUGGCAGCUGGUUCUCACCCGGGUCCUCUUGGUCGAGCCAAGGCAGCUGCCCAACCCACAGAGCCCGGGCACAGCCCCUGACAGGUGCUGAGGAGCGGUAAAUGUAGCUCGAAGAAGGAACCCAUGGCUUUGGCUGGCUGCCCAGAUUCCUUCUUGCACCACCCGUACUACCAGGACCAGGUGGAGCAGACGCCCCCGCCGAGUCCACGAGACCUGGCAGGACCAGGCUUCCCGGCGCCGGCCGACCGGCUCACAGGCCACCAGGAGGAUGACGUAGAUCUGGAAGCCCUGGUGAACGAUGUGAACGCGUCCCUGGAGAGUCUGUACCCGGCCUGCAGCAUGCAGUCGGAGACGGUGCCCCUCCUCCAGAACGGCCAGCACGCCCGCAGCCAGCCGCCGCCCGUGGCCCCGAGGCCCCCCCAGGCGCAGCGUUCGCAGCCCGUGCACAUCGUCGCCGUCAGACGCCUGCAGGAAGAAGACCAGCAGCUCAGAACCUCGUCUCUGCCGGCCAUCCCCAACCCCUUCCCCGAGCUCUGCGGCCCCGGGAGCCCGCCGGUGCUGACGCGCGGCUCCCUACCUCCAGGCCAGGCAGCUGCCAAGCAGGAUGUGAAAAUCUUCAGUGAAGAUGGGACGAGCAAAGUGGUGGAGAUCCUAGCGGACAUGACAGCCCGGGACCUGUGCCAGCUGCUAGUUUACAGAAGCCACUGUGUGGACGACAACAGCUGGACGCUGGUGGAGCACCACCCGCACCUGGGACUAGAAAGGUGCCUGGAAGACCAUGAGCUGGUGGUUCAGGUGGAGAGUACCAUGGCAAGCGAAAGCAAAUUUUUAUUUAGGAAGAAUUACGCAAAAUACGAGUUUUUCAAAAAUCCUACGAAUUUCUUCCCAGAGCAGAUGGUUACUUGGUGCCAGCAGUCAAAUGGCGGUCACAGCCAGCUUUUGCAGAACUUUCUGAACUCUAGUAGCUGUCCUGAAAUCCAGGGGUUUUUGCACGUGAAGGAGCUGGGGAGGAAGUCGUGGAGAAAGCUGUACGUGUGUUUGCGCAGAUCGGGCCUUUAUUGCUCCACGAAGGGAGUGUCAAAGGAGCCCAGGCACCUGCAGCUGCUGGCGGGCUUGGAAGAGAGCAGCGUCUUCUCCCUGACCGCCGGCAGGAAGCAGUACGGCGCGCCCACAGACCACGGCUUCUGCAUAAAGCCAAACAAAGUCAGGAACGAGACGAAAGAGCUGCGGCUGCUGUGUGCCGAAGACGAGCAGGGGAGAACGUGCUGGAUGACGGCGUGCAGGCUGCUCAAGUACGGGAUGCUGCUGUACCAGAACUACCGGAUCCCGCCGCAGAGGAAGGCCUUACUCCCGUCCUUCUCCACGCCCGUGCGCAGCGUGUCGGAGAACUCCCUCGUGGCCAUGGAUUUUUCUGGGCAAACGGGAAGAGUGAUAGAGAACCCGGCGGAAGCCCAGAGCGCGGCCCUGGAGGAAGGCCACGCGUGGAGGAAACGAAGCACCCGGAUGAACAUCCUAGGCAGCCAAAGUCCCCUGCACCCGUCUACCCUGAGUACAGUGAUCCACAGGACGCAGCACUGGUUUCACGGCAGGAUCUCCAGGGAGGAGUCGCACCGCAUCAUCAAGCAGCAGGGCCUGGUGGACGGGCUUUUCCUCCUCCGAGACAGCCAGAGCAAUCCAAAGGCAUUUGUGCUCACGAUGUGUCAUCAUCAGAAAAUUAAAAAUUUCCAGAUCUUACCUUGCGAGGACGACGGGCAGAUGUUCUUCAGCCUUGACGACGGCAACACCAAAUUCUCGGACCUGAUCCAGCUCGUUGACUUUUACCAGCUCAACAAGGGAGUCCUGCCCUGCAAGCUCAAGCACCACUGCAUCCGCGUGGCCUUAUGACCCACGGGCCGGGCCGCCGCCGGAGGAAGCUGACACUGGAGCGGGAGGGGCGGGCGCGGGGCCGGGGGCGCGGAGUGCCCGGCCGGGGGUCCCUCCCGCCGCCCUCCAGGG